AAAUACCAUAGUGGUGAUUGACCCAUUGUGUUAAUGUCACAGGAUUCGAUUGGGAGAAACAUCAUGUCUUGUGUGCGAUAUAUUAUUCCAAGAUUUGCUCAAUAUAUAGCACGAUCUAGUGCAUUUACAACGUCGUUUGUUCCGAGAAAUAAACUGAACCAUUCACUUGUACGGAAUUUUUCUACAACGAUCCCAAAACCAAAGAAAGAAACAGUGUCUGUACAUUUUGUUUGUUCUGAUGGGUCAAAACAUACCGCAAAUGCUAAAGUUGGAGAUAAUCUACUUGAUGUAGUUAUUGACAAUGAUAUAGACAUAGAUGGCUUUGGUGCUUGUGAAGGAACAUUAGCAUGUUCUACAUGUCAUCUGAUAUUUGAGCAGAAAGAUUAUGAUAAGUUACCACAGGAACCUACAGACGAGGAGCUAGAUAUGUUAGAUCUCGCAUAUGGACUUGCAGACACUUCUCGUCUAGGAUGUCAGAUAAUUGUAACCAAGGAUAUGGAUGGCCUCACAGUACGAGUACCAGCAGGUGUAGCCGAUGCCAGGGAACCUUAACAUUAGCACAGUUUAGGUGUAUUGUAAAUUAAAUUAGUCAUAUCUUUAUAUGUCUUGUAAAUUUAUUCAAGAUAACAAGUUUUGUGAUUUUUUUUUUUUGUAUUGGUUAAGAUAGCAGUUACAAUCAUGUUAUUAUCUUGUUAUUAAAUAUUUGUGAUUCAGAAAAGAUUUCUUAAAGAAAUUCAUACUUUUAUUUAUUUUUUUAAAGAUAAAAAUGUAUAGCAAUUUUUGACUUAUAUAGAAUGAAGUUUUUGUUCUUUUUUAAAAUGAGGAGUAUUUGCUCAAACUUACAAAUGAACUAAGAAAUAUGUACUAAAUUAUUUCUAAAAUUUAUUUUUAACUGAGAAUUAUGAAUAAUUAUGUGCAUAUAUUAUACAUGUAUGAGGGGUUAUCCAAAAAUUUGUGGACCUUUAAAAUAUCUCUUAAACGUCAACAUGAACUGUAAUGAAAUUUUAUCACGUACCUUGUAGAAUAUUAAUCAACACAUUUUGAAAGGAACAAUAAAAUGCGUCAAUAAAUAAUGAUUUUAUAUUGCUUUUAAAUAAGCACAUACACAGCAUCCGGCGCAAGGUAGAAAAGUGCAGUAAGUCGUCGUAUAUUUUUUGCUAAAAAACUAAUAAUUUACAUAGAAAACCCCCUAAACAUUGCAUGUUUCUUCUAGGACGUUAAGUAAAAAAAUUAUGGACGUCAUUUCAGUUGUUUUUUUUGUUGAUAUCGCUAGAAACGCCAGACGCCAAUAUUGUUUACAUCAGAAAAAUAACGGACACGCAGAAAUUAGAAAAUUGCGCAAUCAUGAAAUUUUGUUGUCAUUUGGGAAUGAUACCUACAAAAACAUUUGAUAAAAAUCAGCAGGCGAACAGAAGAAAUAAGAUGUCGCGAUCAUUAGUGUUUUGAGUGGCAUAAGAAAUUUAGUGAUGGACAUUACUUUAAGAAGCAGUGACUGUUAUUGACUGCGUAACGUUGAAGCACAAGUUGUACGUUAUUAUGACGUUGAUGUCAAAAUUAUUUUGGAGAGUGCCGCUGUUGUCAACAUGUGUUUAUGCUAAAUUAAAUAUUGUGGUUAUAUAUGAAGCUACUUACAUGAUUUUUUCUGUAUUUAUUUGUCAUUUAUUCUUCUAAACAGUGUAAGGAUUUCAAAUCAAUAUCUCAAAUAUAUUUUAAGCAACAAAAAAAGUCCACAAAUUUCUAGAUAAUCCCUGGUAUUUAAUGUCUUGAUUUUUUGAUGUGUUGAUUUUUAAAUGUUGUUCUAAAAAUCAAAACAAAAACAGCUGUAACUAUAAAUAAAAUGUAUAGAAUUAUUUUUCCAAAUUAGGUUGAUAAAAUUUUAUUACAUUAAAAGAUACACAGUUUUAUUUCUAGCUGCCUGUUAAGUGCAACCUGUAAGUAGCGGCACUCUGAAAAGCCAGAACCUACUUUCAACAAGAUGUAUCAAUUUUUCCCAUAGUAAUAGCUCUGAAGAGCAAAUUCUCUUGGUAAAAGACCAAAUUCUUUGUCUCUCAAGAUGUGUUGUUUGCCAAAGUAACACCCUUUUUUGACACAAUAUAUUAUUUGAAAAUCAGACUCGAAAAUCAUAUAAAAGUAUGUAUAUUAUAAAGUUCUUAUGAAACUGUGACACAUUUAUGAAAUCAAUGCAAAACCAAGUUACAUUGCAAAAUUGAUUAUUUUGUAAGUGAACAUUUUAUUCUGUAUUAUUUCAUGCUUUCCAGUGUUUUAUUGUAAUAUAUCAGAUGUUUAUAUUCUGAUAAACCACUAGUGAAAUUUAUAAAAUAUAAUUUUCACUGUAGCCGGACUAUAUCUGAAUGCGGAUGAAAAGAAAAUCAUAACUAAAUGGAAUAACAGGCAGAAAUAAAUGCCAUCAUUUGUAAAUUUUGCUUCUUUAGGAAAAGAAAGCCGAUGUCACCAUACAUUAUGUUAAAAAUGUAACAAAAUUAGAAAAAAUUAACAGAACUUUUUUUUUUAAAUUGUUGAUGUGACGUCAUGAUGUAAUGACGUCACAAAGGAGAAUGCGCGACGAUACGCGGCAAAAUCAGUAAAAAUUACUUAAAAUCACUUAAAACGCAUGAAAUAAAAAGAAAAUUUAUUUGUUUUACAUAUAAGAUUGAAAUAUAUUUCAUUCGUGAACACCAGCUAUUAUAUUUUCACUCGUGGCUACGCCACUCGUGAAAAUAUUGCAUCAGGUGUUCACUUAGUGAAAUUAUAUUUCAAUCUUACAUGCAAAACAAACAAAUAUCCUCUAUUUCUUAUAUAAUACUAUUAUACCAUACAUAAGUGUCUUCUUUCGUUAUUGAUAUAUCAGCAAGCCUUUAAAUGAUAAAUAUUCACAAGGAUGUCAGUGUACAAAAAAGUAGUGUGUUCCUUAAGGGGCACUGUUCUGUUUUUGUGGGACUGCUAAAAUUUAGCAGCUUGAGACCAGAAGAAAUAUUUUACAUAACACUCAAUUAUUCCAACAGUUUUCAGUUCAUUUUACUGAAAAUUUUGUUAUUUGUACAAUAUGAUUUCUUUGUUUGUUAAACUUUUACCAAAAUGUUCUAAUUAAGUGUGGUAUAAUUAGGAAAUAGAUCAAUAUCAAUUUUGAGUGCAUUGUUGUAGAAUAGUGCAAGGUUCGUGUUCAAAUGCGUAGUAAUAUAAUCGUGAAGGCUGAUAGGUCUGUGUGAUUAAUUACGAAGUAUUUGAACGAUAAAUCGUGUAUUAUAUUAUGCAUCAAAAAUUAAUAUAUUUUUCCAUACUUAAAUGCUAAUAAAAAAGAGAAUUUAUUAAAAUUUGUUGAUCUACAUUGAGUGUAGAAAUAAUUUUCCUGAUGUCGUUUUGCUGAAGUCAUAUGAUGUGUAAGCAUUCCUUUCUUAUGCUGUGCAUAUAUAUCGUGUAAUAAUGCACUUGAUUACCCUGUCUGUUUGAUAUGGUUAUAGUGCAAAGCAUGUUAGAAUAUUAGAGAUAGCACACAGUACUUCAAACCACAUGUGAUCUCCCAGUCAGCCCUAAAUAUUUAACAGAACUCGGCCGCUCGGUUUCAGUCUGUUAAAUGUUUGCUUGCUGACUGGCCAAUCACAAUAUUUGAAUGAGAAUGUCAGUGUUACGUUUUUUUGCUUAAAUGAUAUAACAAUGACAUUUUCUCUUCUCUCUGUCCAAAUAUAAUUAAAAGAAUAUGAAGACAACAUGAUUGUAGUUUUAAAAUUUUUCGUAGAAUAUAUUGCCAGUAAGCUUUUCUUCCUGUAAAAGAAAUUAAUACCCUAGAAAUGCUUUUGUAUUUUUAUUUCUUAAAAGAAAAUUAAUUUUUGGAGUCCUACACUGAUUGACCUUGUAGCUGGACCAUCUGUAUUUUGCUUUUUUUGCUUUUUGGCCAGUAGUAAAAUGUUAGUGAUAGAGUUAUUUGAUGUAGAAAUACUUACAGGUCUAAUAUUGUUAUUUUUGACGCUUGGUUGUAAAAUCAUAACUGAUUUUGGUAGAGGUCUGUUCAUUUUGAUGUACAAUAUCUUUGUUUUUAUAUAUUAACUUCUUUUUAUUUAGCGCUAAAUGUACAUUUUUAGCCAAUAUUAAUUUUGCCAACUCGGCGACUAUUGCCAUGUAAUAUUUAGAUGGAUUGUACUAGAUUAUAUUGCUUGCUCUUGGUAAUAAUGGGACUAUUGUUGCUCGUAUGACACAAUCAGAAUUAGUUAACCCCUUUGUUAUGUACAUUUUCUUAAAACUGUCAUACAUGUAGCUGUUCAUUUUAAACUUGCUAUAAAUGUCUACUGUUAAAAUAUGAUGUCACUAAAAAAGAGCAGUUGAUCCUAGAAUUAUUUCUUUUUGCAAAGUUUUGCUCUCUUUAUGUAUACUUUGAUUAUGCUAUCCAACAUGCUGGUCUAAAAAUGUUCGUCAGCUCAUGAUGGAUAUAUAACUUUGACCAACUAAGAUAAUUUGUUCAGUUGUUUAAAGACACAUAUCAAUAAUUAGAUUUAAGAGAUUAAAUUAAGGAUAAACAGCAAAUAUAUUUAUGUCUAUACCUGCGGCCCACUAUAAUAAAAUUCCCUGGAUCUGAAUCUGCUCCAUAAAUCUUUUGAAGGAACCUAUACCAGUAAUAAUAAUGUGUUUUAACAUUAUUUCAUGGCAAUAAAGAAUAUGGUCAAGUCUUUUCUGUGAAAUGUCGCAGACCAUGUCAGUAUUUUAGGAAACAAUUCACAUAGCAUUUUGUAUGAUGUGUUUAGUAAGCUAAGCUUAAUUUGAAUAAAGGAUUAUUCUGUUUUUAAUUUUCAAUAUCUCUUAAAUAGUUAUAGGAAUUUCAAUUUGAAGAAGUAUGUUAAAUUAAGCAGCCUGGAAAACAGAGCCUGAAUGGACUCCCAGAAGAUUCAGACUGGCCUGAAAACUGUCCAAAUAACUAUGGUGAAUUCUAUUGUUAUUUUACAGAAUGUUGGUGGUUUUACUCAGGUACCCAUUCAUGCCUGAAAUAAUGCAUGGAAGGGAACCUGAGGUCUUCCUCAAGCAGUAAAGCUGGAAGUCCAACAUAUGACCUUUACUGUGUUGUUGUGACAUAAAACCAGGCAAAAAAAAUCAAAUAAUUGUUGUUAUUACACUUGUAUGUACAAUUGUAGUUUGUUACAAUGGAGUGAUGUAAUGGUAAAAAGAAAAUGAUCAGAAAUAAAAGAAAGCUAUUUUGAA
Ruditapes philippinarum (Manila clam) is the source of this 5184-nucleotide messenger RNA. RefSeq names its product adrenodoxin-like. Gene Ontology annotation, molecular function: 2 iron, 2 sulfur cluster binding. Gene Ontology annotation, biological process: positive regulation of oxidoreductase activity; P450-containing electron transport chain. The transcript is spliced from 4 exons. The coding region runs from base 34 to 552 and encodes 172 amino acids. Gene Ontology annotation, cellular component: mitochondrion. The record is from RefSeq and is a predicted model, not a curated record. Lineage: Eukaryota; Metazoa; Mollusca; Bivalvia; Venerida; Veneridae.